Molecule: messenger RNA, 1560 nt
Organism: Coccidioides posadasii C735 delta SOWgp
Lineage: Eukaryota; Fungi; Ascomycota; Eurotiomycetes; Onygenales; Onygenaceae
Source: RefSeq, a predicted model, not a curated record
AUGAAUAAAUUUGGACAAGAAUAUCAGGCAGGCCUGAAGAAAGUCGAAUCUGCGCAAUUAUCUGCCAUUGAGAUUCUCGCACUACGUUCGUUCCUCCUUUGGGCUGCUGAGCCUAAUGAUGCAGGCCGAUAUGUGCUUCGGCGAUUAUCCGAAAACCCGCAGUGCACCUUGGAGGAGACACUUCGCUCGAUCCGAAAGGACUGGUUGACAUUGGCAAAUAAAAUGUGUCGCGAUGACCAAGUAUCUCCAGAAAUUGAAGCCGGUCUCAGGGAGCGAGAUGGGCAUCGUUGCUGUAUUACAGGCUCAACCGUCGAUGUUAAGCCUAUAUAUAUACUCGCUCCAUCGCUCGUGAACGAUAGCGACCUGUGCCCUGGGGGAUAUUUGCGACCGAUGCUGGAGGCGCUCCUAACUCGCGAGAGGGUUGAGGAGAUUUUUAGUUUACUCGAGACGCGUAAUCAGAAGAAUGAGCUGAAAAACCUCUGGCUAAUGUCUCGGCCAUGGUGGGUUGAAGCCGUCUCACCUCGAAAUAUAUUACCCGAGUCUUUGGAUGGGCAUGAGUCGUUCUAUAAAAUCCCAUCGACACCGAAUCCGGAUACUCAUCCGCUUCCAGUGAAUGUGCUGUUAAACGUCCAUAUUAUUAUUACCAGAGCUUUGCAUUUCCAUGUUAUAGAGGAGCACAUGCGACUGGGGUGGCCUGAGUGGACCGAGCCUAGAACUCUUGGACAAACGGGGAGAUUUUUGCUUCGAGGAUUUUUGCGCGUUCUGCCCAACUUUGCCCGGAUACCCCUUUAUAAGCUGAUCGUUCGACUGGUUGAGUACUUUGAUCCUAUCCAAAGGAAAUGCUCCAUCAAAUGUCUCCCACUGGGUCUAUGCCUCAAGGUGGCCCGCCAGUACACAGAAAACGAGGCGAACGCCUUACUAUUAGUGGAGAAGUAUACGACAAUAAAUGCACCUAAAUUGAUUGACUCUGUCGUGAUAGAUGACAAAUCGGGGUUCAUCCUGAUGACAAGAAUUUUUGGACAUCCAUUGAACGGUGUACAUUACCGGACAACAUUUGAAGAGCGGGAGCAGAUAGGAAAAGACCUGGCCGGUUGGAUCGAACAGCUACGACGGAUUCCAAACAACACAAACCAUCUCAUCGCGAACACAUUGGGUGGUCCAAUUUGUGACCAUCGACACGGGCAAGAUGACAACUCUUGGGGUCCAUAUAACUCAGUUGCCGAUUUCACGGACCGGCUCGUUCGAGAUGUCGUCGACAUCGACAAACGUAAACACGAGCGUCCAAUUUCCCUCCUAUAUGAGAAGAAGCAUGAGGUUGUAUUCACGCAUUCCGACCUCCACAUGUCGAACAUUAUUAUUCGGUCUGGCCGACUACAUGGCCUUAUCGAUUUCGAAAACGCAGGGUUUAAGCCGGAGUAUUGGGAAUUCACCCGAGCUUUGUGGCCGUAUGGGAGCCAAAACGAGAAGGAAUAUAUAUAUCACAGCACAUUUGGUGAUAAGUACAAGGAGGAAUUGGAAGCAGAAGUGUUCAUUUUGCUAAAUGCGCCAUUUAUUUUGUGA